AUGGAAACACAUGCAGAAUAUUUAAAUCUUCAGAAGGAAGAAAAAUCCACUUUAGAUGAUGACACCCUUUUAAAUUUUACAAGUUCAAAAAUCUUAAAACUAUCAAAAAAACAAAACUUAUCAACAUUUUCUUUAUCAAAUUCAAAAUCAAAUAAAGAUAUAGAUCAUCAACCAUCAGAAUCAUAUAUUAAAAAUAAAGACCAAUUAUUUAUGUCAUCCCUAUUAAAUACGGACAUAUUAUGGAAAGCAACAAACAAAUCACUAGAAAAUGAUAUACAUAAUUUGUUAAAAAAAGAAACUAAUCAAAUACCUCAAUUAACCAUUAAAAAACAAUUCGUUAAUAAUAACAAUUAUUUUUCAAAAUUUAAUAAACAUAUUAACAUGUCUGAAAAUAUGCUUUGCAACACUACUGAUUUACAUGAAAAUAAAACAUUAUUUAAUAAAUCAGAUUCGAAAAAUGAUUAUAUUAUUCCCCAUUCUAUUGAAUUACAAUCAUCACCAUCAUAUUCACAAAAGAAUAGUGUUUUUCAUUCAUAUAGAAAUGGGGCUUUAGAAAAUAUUCGGGUACCUACAUUAUGGAAUGAACUUUCGGAAUUAAAAAUUCGAGUUAAAAAACUUGAAAUUGCAAAUAAAUUGAAAAAAUCAUCUAAUUUCAACGACUUUGAAACAUCAAGUUUAGAUGGAAAUAUAUUAUUUAAUAAUUCAACUUUAAGUAAAACGAAGAUUGAAGCACCUUAUCGUGUACUCUAUGCAUCAUUAGAAAAGAUGAAAUCAAAUAGUGUAUCUAAAGAAUUAUGGAUGCCAUUAGAACGAAUUAUUAACGAAAUAUUAUCAUUUAAAAAUAUAAAAAAUGAAAAAACAGAGGAAAAAAUUGAAAAUAUGUUAAGAAGUUUAACAGAAUUAUCAUUAGCAAUCUACGACUAUCAUCAAGACAUUACAGAACUUAAUUAUUCAUCAGAAAAAAAGAAACAAUUAGACCAUUCGUUAAAGAGAUCCAACAGCGAACAUAAUAUUGGACUACUUAAUAAAAGAUCUAGCUUUUUUAUAAAACAAUAUCAAAAAAAUACGAGGCCUUUUCAAACAUCUAAGACCAUAGAAAAUGACAAAGAUUUAUUAAAUUCCUGUUCAUUAUCAAAUUUCAAUUCAUAUCCAAAAUAUCACUAUAAUAACGACAAAUACAAAGACAAUAUUUAUUCUACUCAUUCUAAACCAAAAAUAUUCAAUACAACUAAUUUCAAAACACCAUUUUCUAAUGGAGAAAAUAUUAAUUUUACAAAUAUAAGCACUCCAGAGACAAUUUCGGAAUCAAAUUUUAUAAAUAAUUCUAAAUAUUGAUGAUAAAGUGAACAUCAAAAUAAUAUAUCUACAUAUUUUUCAUAACAAUAUCUAAAAUCUUAAGAUAACAAUACAGU
Messenger RNA from Pneumocystis murina B123, 1412 nucleotides. RefSeq lists its product as hypothetical. The transcript is spliced from 2 exons. Bases 1 to 1335 code for a protein of 444 amino acids. The record is from RefSeq and is a predicted model, not a curated record. Lineage: Eukaryota; Fungi; Ascomycota; Pneumocystomycetes; Pneumocystales; Pneumocystaceae.